AUGAGGAGAUUACUUCUUCUCGCUGGGCUGAUAUCAGCUGAUAAACGCUAUAUCCUCGACACAUCAACAGAAACGUCUGACCUUGUCGGCCCGAUCGGCAAGAGCUGGCACAUUCCACCAGAAUCAGAGUGGGAAGAUGCCAGUACCAACGAUGGCGACGGAAUCCACUACCGAGCGUUGCAAAUCUGCGAAAUUCGAAAUCCAAGCGAUUCGUAUGUUUAUUCCCCGCUCAUCCGAACCGAAGGCGCUCAGAAGGUGUUCGUCGAGAUCAAGUACUCCCUUAGGGAUUGCAAGAUCUGCAGCGAGAGUAUCGACAUUUUGGUACAGAACGCAGCUGAAACUGGUCUCUUGGCAAACACGCGAAACUGGAGAAAGGUUGCAACGCUUGAGGACGGAUAUCAGACGAAAACGAUUGAAUUGUCGACGAAUGGAGACUUUUACUUGGCAUACAAGGAUCAUGGCGCCUGCGGAGUGAUUUUCUACACAAAGAUCUACUACAACUUCUGCAAACGGCCUGCUCCUGAACGCCGAGAUCUGACCGUGUCUGGCUCUUGUGUCGCUCAUGCUAUCAGUGCUGAUGGCAAUGAACCGACUAUGACCUGCCUCAGCGACGGAGAGUGGAUCAGCCAGCGAUCAAGAUGCGUUUGUCAAGCCGGUUAUGAGCCCAACCGAGGCAACUACGCCUGUAUCCCUUGCGGAGAGGACCAGUACAAGCCAAAACAAGGCAACGAAAAGUGCCUCGUCUGCCCAGCAAAUUCGGCGUCUUUUGGACUUGGAGCGACCCAGUGUACUUGUCUCGAUGGAUUCUACAGAGGAGAGCAUGAUCACGAGACUGCUCCUUGCUACGGAAUUCCAUCCGAGCCUCUGGCGCUAGAAUACACGAUUAUCGACGAUGUAGUUGACAUCCGCUGGUCCUCGCCAACAACAGAUGGUGGUCGAUCCGAUCUCAUGUUCAGACUCGAGUGCCAGCAGUGCGAAGAGGGAUGGAGAAGCUGCCGACCCUGUGGAAACACCGUCCAGAUGCCUUCAGAGGAGAUUCGCCCUAAUGCGGUCCAGAACUUCGUGAAAAUCCGUCAAUUAACGGCAAAUACUUCCUACCGCGUCAAGGUUCACGCUUUGAACGGAGUUUCUGACGUGGCUCAACAGGCGCCGAACUUUGGAGAAGUCCGAUUCCGAACUCAGUCGAGCCAGUUCCUAAACUCUGAUUCCAGCGAUUUCUCUUAUUACAACAAGAUCGUCGGCUCCGUCAUCGUCACUGAAAAGGAUGAAACAUCUGCGCGACUAAGCUGGUCUCGACCGACCGGUGCUGUGGACCAAGUUUUCGAAAUCCGACAUCGUGCCAACUCCGCCCGCUGGAACAUGGACACCAUGCGCAGCGCGGAUUACAAGCUCAUUGGCUUGCUCCCGAAUACCGAGUACACUGUUCAGGUUCGUGCAAUUGUCGAUGGAGAAUACGGCCCCUGGUCUACAGAAGAGAUAUUCAGAACUACUCGAUCAAAUGAAGCUGUUCAACUGACAGUUACUGAAGAAGAAGAGCCUGUUAGCUGGCUGAUUGUCAUUGUCUUUGCUGGCCUUGGAGUUGUCACUGCCAUGGCUGCAAUUGUUAUCUUCAUAGUCCGAAGAAAUUCUCGAAGAUGGUCAAAAGAGUCUCGUGGUUCUUUCUGGGGAGGACAAACUUCUGGCCCCGCUGGAACAAUGGAUGCCACUGUUGAUCUCAUUCCCUGCAAAAUCAAUGCACCCGAGUUCUCCUACGUCGACUCAAGAACUGAGACCGCCACUUACUCUUCUUUUAAUUCCUCUGGUUCCGACCCUUCUCGAGUAAUUGUAGAAGCCGACAUCGGCCACGACGGCGAGUUUACUUACUCCUACGGAAAACUCAACGGUCGCGAUGUCGCCAUCAAAGCCAGUCCCGUCAACGUCGAAUCACUCCGCCGCGAAGGCGAAGCUCUUGGCCAAUUCGACCAUCCAAAUGUCCUUCGCUACGAGUCUAUCAAUGACAAGUACUCUCCCUACUACCUGAUCACCGAGUUCUGCCAAAAGGGCGCUCUUUCUGAUUUCGUCCGAACAGCCCGACCAGACUCGAAGCUCUCUACUCGAAUGCUCCUUGAUGUUGCUGAAGGAUUGAGCUACCUCCACCACCAGAAAUCCUACAUCCACGGCGCAAUCCAAGCGAGCAACAUCAUGGUCGCUGCUGAUGGCACUUCUAAGGUUUCCGGCUUCGGAGACAAUUCUCCUGAUGCAAUGCGAUACGCCGCACCAGAAUGCAUCGCCAACAAUCGAGUUUCAAACAUUUCCUUCCACUCUGACGUCUGGGCGUUCGGAAUUCUCAUGUGGGAAGUCUUCUCCAAUGGUGAGCGCCCAUACGCUGCUUUUGAAGAUGCUGAUAUCGUGCCAGAACUCGCUCGUGGUCAGCGACUCCCUCGUCCAACUGGCUGCCCUGAGCCGAUUUUCAACUUGAUGGUCGCUUGUUGGAGCCAAAGUCCUUCCAACCGACCUCACUUCCACGAGAUCGUCCAAGAACUCGACCGAGUUCUUUGUGAAAUGACGAAUGUCCCUACUGGUGUUGCCGUCUAA
Molecule: messenger RNA, 2574 nt
Organism: Oikopleura dioica
Lineage: Eukaryota; Metazoa; Chordata; Appendicularia; Copelata; Oikopleuridae
Source: the annotation of a GenBank genome assembly